Molecule: messenger RNA, 3307 nt
Organism: Pimephales promelas (fathead minnow)
Lineage: Eukaryota; Metazoa; Chordata; Actinopteri; Cypriniformes; Leuciscidae
Gene: ryk
Product: receptor like tyrosine kinase
Biological process (GO): protein phosphorylation; cell surface receptor protein tyrosine kinase signaling pathway; axonogenesis
Cellular component (GO): plasma membrane; signaling receptor complex
Molecular function (GO): protein kinase activity; ATP binding
Source: RefSeq, a predicted model, not a curated record
AUGACCCCCUCCUCCCCCCUUUCUUCAAUGAAAACUGAGAUUGCGGUUGGAAAAGACCAUGAAAGGACAGAGCUGGAGGAGGACACUUUUAAUGACUAUUUGUUUGGGAAAGUGUUUGUAGCUUGUAGGGAAAAUUUUGAUUUUAAUAAAUAAAAGUUAAGGACUUUCUCCCAGAGGAAAGACAUCGCUUUAACACCGUCCAACUGGCCCCGCUCGCGCCCGUGCGCUCACUGAGAUUGAGCGCGAGCUAACAGAAGUUAGCUGGACGGCUAUCAGCGGCGGGUGAGGGGGACAAUACGGGGAAGAGAGUGGGGUCGACAGAGAGCGCCGUCAUCAAACCUAGUAGUAUGUCGCCCUCGGGAAGAAGUAACUCAAGUUUUGGAUGAGGUUCCGUGGCUCAGUUCGAUCGCAAAGACUUUUUGACGCGACGGUGGGCUGUGAUGUUUGUGCCAGCGCGGGGCUCCGGUGGAGGCGCGGCGUCGGCGGUGUCCCGGGGUUGGCCGCAUACGGUACUGUGGAGACUGGGGGGUUUCUUUCUCCUCCUGCUCCUCGAAGGGGCCCGAUGCCUCACCAACCCGAGCAAUGCGCCGGGCAUAAACAACAACAAUAGGCCGAAUGUAAACGUCUUCAUGAGCGAGGAAGAGGUCAAGAAACUCCUGGGUCUUGAUGCUGAGUUGUAUUACGUGAGGGAUGAUGUGGUAAAUCACUAUGCUCUUUCCUUCAUCCUGCCUGUGCCCAGUGACACCAACAGCCUACAUUUCACAUGGCACUCCAGCAGCAAGGUGGAUUAUAGGUUGGGGUUUCAAGUGGAAAACACUUCAGCCAUGGAUCAACCCCAGAGCAACAUCUCUGCCCUGGGGGAGGUCCCACGCACUCGUUCCGUGUUCAGAGUGGACCUCUUCUGCUCUGGAAAGGCUGAUGGAGAGGCUGUGCUAACGGUGCAGCUCAACCUGACUACACCAGCCAACAACUUCACAGUGCUUAACUUCAAACGCAGGAAAAUGUGUUACCGAAGAAUUGAGCAGCCGGAGCCCCCUAAAACGCUGCCAUUCCCAAACACAACCAUUCAGAGAAUAGAUCCAAGCAGUCCAAAUGCUCCCACCACAUCCACGCGAGUUUUUUACAUCAGCGUGUGUGUGUGCUGCAUCGUCAUCUUCCUAGUAGCCAUCAUCCUCGCUGUGUUACACCUCCACAGCAUGAAGAGAGUGGAAAUGGAUGACAGCGUUAGUGACAGUGGGAGCUCUCAGGGUCUCUCUCAGCCCUCCACCCAGACCACCCAGUACCUGAGGGCAGACACCCCCAACAACGCUACACCUGUCACCAAUGCUCAAACUGGCUCUGCACCCAUGCUCCAGCUUGCAGGCGCCUCCUUCCCUCACCCUGGUGCCCCCUCACACGAAACCAAAAGUUAUCCCUCGCUGCGAAUAGAGAAGAAUGACUUGAGAAGUGUAACUCUACUUGAGGCCAAGGCAAAGGUCAAAGACAUCGCCAUCUCUAGAGAGAGAGUCACACUUCGAGACGUCUUACAUGAAGGGACAUUUGGCCGCAUAUUUCAUGGAGUCUUGCUUGACGAGAAGGACCCAAGCAAAGAGAAACAAGUCUUUGUGAAGACAGUGAAAGAUCACGCCUCAGAGGUACAGGUGACCAUGAUGCUUACAGAAAGCUGUAAACUACGGGGUCUUCAUCACAGGAACCUGUUACCCAUCAGCCAUGUGUGUAUAGAAGAUGGUGAGAAGCCCAUGGUCAUGUUGCCUUAUAUGAACUGGGGAAAUCUUAAGCUUUUCCUGCGCCAGUGUAAGCUUGCUGAGGCCAACAACCCACAGGCCAUCUCUCAGCAAGACCUGGUCCACAUGGCAAUACAGAUUUCAUGUGGAAUGAGCUACCUGGCACGGAGAGAGGUCAUUCACAAAGACCUGGCUGCCAGAAACUGUGUAAUUGAUAACAGCAUGCAAGUGAAGAUCACAGAUAAUGCGCUGGCCCGUGAUCUCUUCCCCAUGGACUAUCACUGCCUCGGGGACAAUGAGAACCGACCUGUUCGCUGGAUGGCUUUGGAGAGUUUGCUCAACAAUGACUUUUCUAGCGCCAGUGAUGUGUGGGCGUUCGGGGUAACUCUGUGGGAGCUGAUGACCUUGGGACAGACUCCUUACGUUGACAUUGACCCCUUCGAGAUGGCCGCCUAUUUGAAGGAUGGCUACAGAAUAGCACAACCCAUCAACUGCCCUGACGAAUUAUUUGCAGUGAUGGCUUGUUGCUGGGCCUUGGAUCCAGAAGAGAGACCAAAAUUCCAACAGCUCGUCCAAUGCCUCACUGAGUUCCAUGCAGCUUUGGGGGCCUACGUCUAAACUCACUCAAACCAGCCAGAGAUGUUGAGCAGCACUAUUCCAGAGAAUAAACGUUAAUGCAGUGCCUUACUUUAUAAGAAAACUAGCCAUUUUGUAAAGUGUUUUUAUUUUAUGCGAUAUUAAAUAUGGCUUUGUUUGGAAGGUGUAGCUUCGGAGGUCAGUAUCUAUUUUUAUAUCACGGCUGUGUGAAAUGUCAAGGACUCUUUCUGAUUCUCAAGAUCGUCAUCCACAUUUGAUCGGAAUGCUGGUAUUAGGAUGUGCACAGGAAGCUGCUGUUCUCUUUGUUUCGCAAAGAAGCUUUUUUUCCCUUUUCUUAACAAUAGAGAUGCCAAGAAACUUCUAUUGCUCGGAGUAAUCUGUACAUAUAUUUUCAAAGUCUUCAGUGAGAGGAGCUUAAUCUCCACUGCAUUAUGCCCUGCAUUAUCUGUUUUUAAAAUAAUUUGGUGAGAGAAUUAGGUCUCCACUACAUUAAUUGUACAGAAUAAAAGCCUCAGCCCGGACACGGAAAUUGGUACGGAAACUAGACGUUUAAAAAUAAUAAUUUUUUCCUUUUGGGACUAAAGAUGGCGGAGCCCUACAGCUGUUGAGCUUUACCUCCUUAAAUUAUGAGAUGGUCGUGGAGGUGUAAAGCAGCAUGUUGGGAUCCUGCAAGUCAAACUGGACUUUGAUACAGGGUUUUUUAAAAUUCCUAAAGCUUUUGAUGUUUGACUGUUCUGUGUCAGAACAAUGCCUUCCUUGUAUGUUUAAAACUGUAUGAAUACAUGGACAAGAAAAGAAACAUGAGUCACUGUGAAUAUUUGAAGUGUAUGGCCUAGACACCAUUUUCAAAUCUUUUGUUCUGAAUCUAUAGGAUCUUCUCUUUAUCCUUGUGAUCACUGCAUGUUGACUUUUUUAAAGGGUUUUGUGUAAACUGAAUUCAUACCUAUCAAUUAAAUGAGGCCUCUAAAUAAAAUGAGAUCUCAGUG